Molecule: messenger RNA, 315 nt
Organism: Pichia kudriavzevii
Lineage: Eukaryota; Fungi; Ascomycota; Pichiomycetes; Pichiales; Pichiaceae
Exons: 1
Coding region: 1-315 (104 amino acids)
Source: RefSeq, a predicted model, not a curated record
AUGUCCACUGAACAAGUCGAACAAAACGUCCAACAAAAGGUCGAAGAUGUCAAGCAAGACAUCAACCAAGCAGAACAAAAGGUUGAUCAAGCUAAACAAGAAGUCAACCAAGCUGAACAAUCCACCGAAAACAAAAAUGAACUUGCAUCUAUUAAGUCUGCUGUAAACAAGGUUGCAGAAGAAGUCAAGGAGGCAGGUGCUGAAGUUCAAAAGGUUGCUGGAGAUGUCGUCAACCAAACCAAGGACAUCUCGGAUAAGGUUCAAAAAACAGGUCCAUUCUCAAAGGUUAAGAACUUCUUCAAGAAGCUCUUCUAA